UCAUUACAUCUGCUUGCAGUUACUUUAGUACUGGAGUAAUAGCGACUCCUGUCAGUCUAAGGGUAAACUGCAGACGGAAUGAAGGCCACAACUUGAACGACCGGAAUGACAUGGAGCUGCUCUAAAUAUAGCGGGUUGGAUUGCGCAUCAUGGGCGAACAACGAGUGCCGCUGGUUAGCUUGUUGUUAGCCUAUGUUGUGCUAAACCAGGGGAGCUGCAGUGUUAGCGGGACGAAUGUGCCGGGAUACCAGACUCGAUAUGUUGAAGUACAGGUGGACCACUUUAGCUUCGCCAACUCAGACACAUUCCAGCUCCGUUACCUGGUGAACGACACCUACUUCAAACCUGGAGGCCCCGUCUUCCUGUACACUGGGAAUGAAGGGGAUAUCGAAGAUUUCGUCAAGAACACGGGGUUGUUGAUUGAGAUGGCCCCCAGGUUUGGUGCGAUGGUCAUCUUUGCAGAGCAUCGCUACUACGGCCAGUCUCUGCCGUAUGGCCAGGACUCUUUCAAGGACCCCGCCCACCUGGGUUACCUGACCUCGACCCAGGCGCUUGCAGACUUCGCCGAGCUGAUCGUACACCUGAAGGAAACGAUCUGCGGAACUGAGGACAGCCCCGUCUUCGCCUUUGGCGGGUCCUACGGAGGCAUGCUCGCCGCAUGGAUACGGAUGAAAUAUCCCCACCUUGUGGCAGGGUCCCUUGCCUCAGCUGCGUCUAUAUUCCAGUUCCCAGGAAUCACAGACUGCGAGGCGUACUCUCACGUGGCCACCAGGACCUUCCAGAAGUCAGGAGCAGGCUGUCCAGAAAUCAUCCGAUCUUCUUGGGACGUCAUCCAGGACUUAGGGAAGACAGACCCAGGCCUCCGUAAGCUGACAUCGAUGUUCAGUCUCUGUACGCCGCUGACGACAGACGACAUGCCGACCCUGGUAGACUGGCUAGUGAACCUGUGGAUGAUCUAUGCCCUGAUAGACUACCCUUACCCUGCCAACUUCCUCACACCGCUGCCUGCAUGGCCCGUCAAGGAAGCUUGUCAGCUGAUAACAAGCCAUGAGGAUGUGGUGUCUGGUGUUGCGGCGGCGGCAAAACUGUACUUCAACUUCACAGGACAAACAGCCUGUCUGGACAUCUCACAGCCGUACUAUGGGGGUCUGGCAUGGCAGUAUCAGGCCUGUACAGAGCAGAUUGAACCUAUAUGCUCUGACGGCGUGAACGACAUGUUCCCACCCAUCCCGUGGGACCUGGCCGCAUUCUCCCAGGCUUGCUACGAGAGGUGGAAGGUCAGGCCGCGACCGUACUGGGCCGUGACGGAGUACUGGGGUCGGAACAUCAGCGCAGCCAGCAAUAUCAUCUUCAGUAACGGUGACCUUGACCCCUGGUCAGUUGGGUGUGUUCUGAAGUCAUUGUCUGACUCCCUGGUUGCCAUAGUGAUGGAGGACGCUGCCCACCACCUUGACCUUCGACCCAGUGACCCAGCUGACCCACCCUCUGUGGUAAAGGCCCGGGCUCAGGAGGCAGCCAUCAUCAAAAAAUGGAUACAGGAAUAUCAUUCAGCAACAACACGCUAGAAAGGAUAGUGUGAUCCAAACUUAACAGCUAUGCAAAUUACCCAUUUGUGUAUAUAUAUUAUGUAACUCAUUUUUACCUUCACUCUGACGGUUUAUGUAUUUGUUUGUUGUUUAGGGGGAAUUCAGAGUGAAUUCAAGUAAUAACAUUUGCAAAGCAAAUACAUUGUUUUUAAACAUUUAUCCUCACAUGGUCAAACCUAACAAACUACUGCUCUGUUUAUUCUUACUCAAACACUGAAAUAUAUCUUCCAUCUGUGAUGGUAAACAUAAGAAAAGUCCUGGAUACUAGUACAUUGUCAUCUCAACACAGCAACUUGUACUGAUACUGCUGGGUGCGAGGUCAUGAGAUUCAAAGUAAACAUUGCUUUUGUGCAAACAAACUUGCUUGAAUCGACUUUUUCUUUAAACUUAAUCAAUUAAAGA
Molecule: messenger RNA, 1988 nt
Organism: Branchiostoma belcheri (Belcher's lancelet)
Lineage: Eukaryota; Metazoa; Chordata; Leptocardii; Amphioxiformes; Branchiostomatidae
Product: lysosomal Pro-X carboxypeptidase-like
Exons: 9
Coding region: 150-1565 (471 amino acids)
Biological process (GO): negative regulation of systemic arterial blood pressure; proteolysis; angiogenesis involved in wound healing
Molecular function (GO): dipeptidyl-peptidase activity; serine-type exopeptidase activity
Source: RefSeq, a predicted model, not a curated record